GAUUUAUAUGGGGCAGAGGAAUUAGAACAUAUUCGCAUACUCUCAGACUGUACAAAAAGCUUUUAUUUAGAUGCGGCUUUUGGUGGCAAAUUUACCUUGCCCAACUUUCUAAAAAAUCUUAGUUGUUUGGACGUGUUCGUCUCUACUGGUUUAAUUAGAACAACACUAUUACACAUCUCGGCUACUACCGGCUCUUCUGAGUUUCUUACUCUUUUGCUUACUUGGGGCCACAAUCCAAACUUAAGAAAUUCUUUAGGCGACACGCCACUUCACUUGGCUGUGAUCAACAACAAAAUUGAUUGUGUCAAGGCUUUGCUCAGCUAUAAGGCUAACCCAGAUGCGGUGGAUGCCGCUUCCUUAUCGCCUCUUCACUGGGCCGCUUAUACUUUGAGAAAAGAAUGUCUGCAGGCUCUCAUUGAAAGUGGAGCGAAUCCUUUUUUACAGGACAGGCUUGGACGAACUCCCCGAAUUUGGGCCUCGGAGCAAGCUGUGGAUUCGGAGGAAAUAAUUUUUCUUUUAACGGAAGCGGAAAAAAAAUUAAGUUCUGCUAAAGACAGAGAAUUGCAAACUUUGGCUGAACAAGAAGAGCCUACUUUUCAAGAGUUUCAAAAGCAAACAGUUGAAGAAACCGAAAGCCCUUUGUCCCCUGAUCUUUUGAGCGGAAGCCCUCAAAAAGUUUUUAAAUCAUCCAAUCAUGAAAGGGGGGGUUCUUUGAUCAAAAGUUUAAUCGUAACAAUAAUUGCAAUGCGAGAAGAAUAUAAAACCCAAAUGACAAGUUUCGAAUGUAUAAAAAGUAAUCUUCUGGAAAAGAAUAGGGACUUACAAACGCGUGUUUCCUUUUUAGAAAAGGAGCUAAAAAAUAUUCAAGCUGAAAAGUCUUGUGCAAACUUGUCCUACCAAGAUUGUUUGAUCGCUACCAACAAUUUUUCUACAGAAAAUUUGAUUGGUAAAGGCGGGUUUGGCUCUGUUUUCCGCGGCACCUUGAAGGGGACCGAAGUUGCUAUAAAAAUUUUAUCUCCAGAAAGUUCUCAAGGAUUAGCGGAAUUUUCUAGAGAAAUACAAAUUUUGGGUAAGUGUAGGCAUAGAAAUCUUGUAUCUUUAACAGGCAUAUGCAAGGAAGAUAACAAACUUUGUUUGAUUUAUGAAUACAUGCCGCAUGGAUCCCUCAGAGACAGGCUCGACUGCCGCCACAGCACCCCCCCGCUAGAAUGGAACACACGGGUACAAAUUGCGUUGGAGUCUGCCCGAGGUCUUCUGUACUUGCACUGCGGAAUUACUCCCCCCGUUCUUCAUUUGGACGUCAAGUCAAUGAAUAUUUUACUUGACAAAAAUUUUGUAGCAAAAGUUGCUGACUUUGGACUGAUAAGACCCACGCCUGAAGCGACGGGGAGGACUCACGUGACUACCAAGAGGCUAAGCGGGACACAUGGGUAUAUCUGCCCAGAGUACGCCUCCACCGGGCGCAUAACAAACAGGGCGGACGUCUACAGCUUCGGUGUUGUCCUCUUGGAGCUCAUUACGGGAUUUCCAGCUGUGCUACCGGAAUUUACACCCCCACAACUGUGCUUGAGAGUCAAAGACUACCUAAAAGGGAAUGCCACGUGGUUCCGCCACCCGAAAGAUAAUACUGUCCCUUUUAAAAGUGUGAACUCUGCACAAAAAAAGUGGCCAACUGAAACAUCUUUACAAGAACUCCUAGACCCCAAUGCUCAAAACUGGCCGAUAGCCAAAGCGAAACUAAUAAUUAAAUUGGCGCUAGAAUGCGUGAAACCAAGACCAAGCAGACGGCCUUCCAUGGCAGAGGUGUUCAAGAGGCUCGAGGAAGUGCAAAAGAGUACUAAACAGAAAUGCCAAGUCCUCCGGCACUAGUCGAUUCAUGGAAUUUGCGUCCAACCCAAUAGUACUUUCAAAGAGUAACAGUUUUU
Zophobas morio is the source of this 1925-nucleotide messenger RNA. RefSeq lists its product as uncharacterized. NCBI's taxonomy places the organism in Eukaryota, Metazoa, Arthropoda, Insecta, Coleoptera, Tenebrionidae. Bases 745 to 1869 code for a protein of 374 amino acids. The record is from RefSeq and is a predicted model, not a curated record. Gene Ontology annotation, molecular function: protein kinase activity; ATP binding. The transcript is spliced from 23 exons. Gene Ontology annotation, biological process: protein phosphorylation.